Messenger RNA from Neospora caninum, 3042 nucleotides. Its product is annotated as putative ABC transporter. Lineage: Eukaryota; Apicomplexa; Conoidasida; Eucoccidiorida; Sarcocystidae. Gene Ontology annotation, cellular component: membrane. Gene Ontology annotation, molecular function: ABC-type transporter activity; ATP hydrolysis activity; ATP binding. The record is from RefSeq and is a predicted model, not a curated record. The coding region runs from base 1 to 3042 and encodes 1013 amino acids. The transcript is spliced from 12 exons.
AUGGAGUGUCUGCGCAAACGCACUGGCCUUCGCGGGCGCCAACACGCCCUCGAGAAGCGAGCUCGCUCUCCGUCGCCGACGCGCGAGGGCCUCUCUUCGCUGUACGCCCCGACGGGAGGCUUACACGUGACGCCUGCGCGCCCCAUCACGCUCGUCGCACGCGGGUUUUCCCACGCCAUUCGGAUGAAGUCGCAAAUCCCUUGCAUAAAAUUCGCGUCGCCUUGCCUACCUGAAAAAGGGGAAAGAACCCGCGCAGAGGCGAAGGAGCCAGGCAACGAAACCCAGCCUUUCGCCUCGCCGAACCCUCCCGGCCCGCCCGGGCCAUCUGCGUGUCGAGCAGGCCGAACGGAGACCCCGGGACACGACGCCGUCGAUCUAGAACAGGCUUCUGGCGACGACAGGCACACGGGAGACUGCCCGACGCAGAACCGCACCCCCGAAGAGGGUAGCACGGACGGGGAGUCGCCGCAGGAAGCGGAAGGGCCUCUCAAAUUCAUUCUCAAAGACAUUGACCUCUGCGCGAAACCCGGAGAGAUGCUUGUGAUUAUGGGUCCCAGUGGCUCGGGGAAAACGACGCUCCUCAACGCGCUGGCAGUGGGAGGAGAGGCUGCAAACGUCAUCGAAGAUUGUGUGCGCGUUUCGGUUCCUCAGAAAGACAAGGUCCCCGAGCUCCUUACUGUCCAUGAGUACGUCACCUUCUGUUCUCGCCUCAAGAUGCGGGAUGCGACGGAAGAAGAGCGCGUAGCGCGCGUGGAGGUUGUCCUCCGCGAACUGGGUCUGUGGCGAAGCCGCUUUACGCGCGUCGGCGGAAGCGCAAAGAAAGGCCUUAGCGGAGGCGAAGUCAAACGUCUCGCCCUUGCGGUGGAACUGCUGCACAACCCGUCCCUCAUUUUCCUUGACUUUCAGCGCAGUCAACUGCCUGUCCGUCUGAACGCCAUUUCGGUGGCGCUAGCGCGCCUUCAACUCUUCACCCCUCUCGGUCUCGGGCUGUCCCGGCAGGCGUUUGUGUUCUCCCUUGGGUCUGCUGGACUUGGCGGUGCCGUCUUUGACUCCGUCCACGCAGACGAACCGACCAGCGGUCUCGACGCAGCGCUCGCCUUCGAGACGAUGAAGCUCCUGCUUCGCCUUGCGCGCCAAGGAGGCCGAACGAUUCUGUGCACGAUUCACCAACCUCGCAGCCAGCUUUUCGCGAUGUUUGAUCGCCUGGUCCUGAUGUUUGAGGGGCGCAUCGUGUUCCAAGGGCCGGCGCGGCAGUGCGUGUCCUACUUUGCCAAGCGCGGGUUCCACUGCCCGCCGCAGUUCAACCCUGCGGACUUCAUCCUCGAUCUCUUGAACGUCACGACUCUGACGGCAAACGCACCCCUCGUCUGCCCGCAGUCCGAAGGGUCCCUCAGCGCCCAGUCGCUCCUCGACGCCGAACUGCAAAAAGUCCACACGCUCGAACUGCAGCGGCUCGAGCUCCUGAAGCAGACAGAAGGCGCGACCGACGCGAGACACCUGGAAGAAGGACAGCCCGGCAGCUGGCCUCUGGCGCGCGGGGCGAAUGGCGAGGCCGCAGACGGAGAGGCGCGGCCGACACCGGAAGGCCUCGGGGAAGAGACGAGCACACUGCUCGAGGUCCCCGCAGGCGUCCCCGAGUCCACGGGCGGCGGGGACGGACAUCAAGACGAAAAGGAGUCAAAGACAGAAAACGGCUCCAGUCCGCCUGUGCCUCGGCACAGGCACCACGGACCGCAGGCGGGCCAGACCGGGCGAAGGCGCCGCGGAAACGAGGAAGGGACUCCGCCGGGGUCCGGCGCUGCCGGUGGAUCUGGAGAAGGUCGGAAGGGCGUGUCCGUGCUGUCGAUCGCGUCCGCUGCGCCGUCUGAGAUUGCCACCAGCGACAACGAUGCAUCGGGCGUACGAGGCUCGCAGCCGCCGAGCCGGCCGGGAGACGAAGAAGACGCGCAGGCGCAACGACGCUCGCGGACCCAGGGCGGGGCCAACGUGAGCGGCUUCGUGGACGCCGAGGAAGCGCCGGGCGAAAUUCACCGCGUCCUCGUCGAUGAGAACGACGUGAAGCGGCUCGCCGAGUCGUACGCCGCAAGUCCAGAGCGGGCGCAUGUCGUCGACGUGAUCGAACAAGUUCUCCAGGCCGCGGCGCCCGAGCAAGUCAAACGUGGAGGUCGAGCUGCAGUCGUCAAGCGGCUACUGCCGCAACGCCGGUGGUCCGAUUGGGGACGCGAAGUUUGCGUCCUCAUUCAGAUGGGUUUUCUAAAUCACGUCAGGAACCCAAUGAGUUCUCUUGUUCAACUCGGGCUGAACAUCGUCCUCGGCCUCAUCUUCGGCGCGAUUUUCUUCAACAUUCCUGGGCAAGGAAAGACCUUCGAGUCAGGGAGGAAUCUUCUUGGGUGUCUCUUCUUCCUCGGCUCUCAGCUGGUCUUUGGCCCCCUUGACUGUCUCGUACUUUUCUGCACGGACCGCGAGCUCUUCAACAGAGACACAGCGAAUGGCAACUACACUCCCUCCUCGUUCUUCGUCGCCAAGAGCCUCUCGAAUCUGCCUUUCGAGCACAUUCCCCUGACCUGCGUCACGCUCAUCGCCUACGUGAUGUGUGGCCUGCACAGAGGCGCGGCGCAUUUCUUCAUCUACUUCUUCAUCGGGCAACUGUCGAUAUUCGCGUCGACCUCUCUCCUGGGGUUCAUUUCUGCUGCAUCUCCGCGGAUUGCGGUCGCGCAGGCGGUUGCCCCCAUUAUUCUUCUCAUAUUUCUUCUCGUCACGGGCUACUACAUUCGCGCCGAUGACAUUCCGGCCGCCAUCCGAUGGCUGAAAUACUUGUCGCCUAUCCACUAUUCGUACGUGGCUCUGGCUCUCAAUCAGUUCCCGCCGGACGAAUACUGGGGCGAGCUCUCCAAUAGGGACUUACUCGAGUCCUACGGAGGCAUUACCAAGACGGAUCUGGGGUUCUACGUCGGCAUGCUUGCUCUGCUCGGAUGCAUCUUUCGAGUGUUUUCGUUCGUCUGUCUGAAGUGCAUGCACCGGCGCAUCGGCCUCGAAGCGUGA